AAUGACGUCAUGCUAGCUUGUAGCGCCCUCUAUAGAAAUUUGUUAAUGGCGGCCAUGUCAAGAAAAUUUUCGAGAUGAUGGACGACGGUUCUUCUAAUCACGGCGGCGGGCUUGGCCCUGGAUCGGGUGGAUUAGGACUAAGUGGUAAAAUGAUACAUGAUGAACAACAGUUACAGCGGACACACUAUUCUAUGCCCGGAAUAUUGCACUUUUUACAGACUGAAUGGGCCCGUUUUGAGAUGGAAAGAUCGCAGUGGGAAGUGGAAAGAGCAGAAUUACAGGCACGGAUAGCAUUCUUACAAGGUGAACGAAAGGGACAAGAGAAUUUAAAACAAGAUUUGGUUAGGAGGAUAAAAAUGUUAGAAUUCGCUUUAAAACAAGAAAGAUCUAAAUAUCAUAAAUUGAAAUAUGGGACGGAGAUCAAUCAAGGCGACAAUAGGACAUCAUUUGACAAAAAGGAUGAAGAUGACAUGAUUAUAGACGGUGAAUCAACAAGUUCAACGAAUAGUAAUGUAACAUGGCGGCAGGGAAGACAAUUACUUAGGCAAUAUUUACAAGAAAUAGGUUAUACAGACACGAUAUUAGACGUACGGUCGGCCCGGGUACGAGCGCUGCUUGGCCUACAGCCGUACAAUGCAGAAAACGAAGAUGGCGGCCACAUGGUCAACGGUGAAGGCGGAAAAAUUAGAAAUAAUGAAGGCCAUAGCAGACGGUCAUCGGGUAAGAAGUUACCCGCAUCGUUAGCAGAGGGCGCUCUCAUGGAAAGUGAAGCAUCGGUUCUCGCCACGUUUGACUUCCUCUCAUCGGAUAAUGUGGACGAUGAUGAGGAUGAAAAUUCUAGUGACGGUGAUGAUGACGAGGCAGACGAACGCAUGGAAACAAAACGGGCAAAGACUAAAAUGACUGGUAACGAGAGUAUGGCUGAAGACGUCGACCCUGAGACAGAAGAGGCGUUAGCUGAACUGGAUUUUCUGGUAUCGGAAACUGUGGAGGGUGCAGGUGAGGCCCGUAGUCAGGGUGACGGCACAGAGUGGGAAAAGAAAGCUUUAUCACCCAGUGAAGAGUGGGGUGUUGAUCAGCAACUAUUAUCAAAACUUAAAGAGCAGUAUAAAAAGGAGAGGAAGGGCAAAAAGGGAGUGCAGAGGCCAAAACGGUCGACGUUACAAGCGAUGCUAGCCAAUUUAGGAAAUGAUGACGAUCUCCCUGCAUCACUGCUGUCAAAUAAUAACUCUUCUGGUAGUACAAGUCCACCAAUGAGCAACACUGAUGAAAUUGAGGAGCAUGAGCGUAAGCCAAUAAUCGGUGUGCCCGGUGAAGAUGAUGCUUUAGAAGCUGCAUUAGGAUUAGGGGAUUUAGCGGGAUUAACAGUCAACAAUGAAGCAGAUCCACUGUCUUAUGAUAUUUCUGCCGCCAAGGAAGCAUUUAGAAAAACCUGGAAUGCUAAGUACACGCUACGAAGUCACUUUGAUGGUGUGCGGUCAUUAGCGUUCCAUCCAGAAGAUCCUGUCUUGAUUACUGCUUCAGAAGACCACACCCUUAAGCUUUGGAAUCUGCAGAAAACAGUGCCUGCCAAGAAAACUGCCUCCCUUGAUGUUGAACCUGUGUACACGUUCCGAGGCCAUGUUGGGCCCGUCCUCUGCAUAGCAGUCAGCGUGAAUGGUGAACAGUGCUACAGCGGUGGUCUCGAUUCAACCAUUAGAUGCUGGAACAUACCCAGCUCAAAUAUAGAUCCUUACGAUUCAUUUGAUUCAAAUGUUCUUCACGAAACGUUGGAUGACCACACGGAUGCCGUGUGGUGUUUGGCUGUCCACCAGUCCCGUUCCCAGUUGUUGUCUUGUUCAGCUGAUGGUACGGUACGGCUGUGGAGUCCGGGUCAGACGUCGCCACUCCUGCAAACAUACACUGUCGACAACGAUCCUGGAGUUCCGACGUCUGUUGACUUUGUACGGUGUGAACCCAACCAAAUGGUAGCUUCAUAUACCUCAUCUAAUACGUAUAUAUUUGAUGUAGAAAGCUCCAAAGAGGUCCUCAAGUUGGAUACGAAACAAAGCUCUGAAUCAAACGUUGCCAAUCAGAUCAACCGGGUGGUCAGCCACCCGACCUUACCAAUAACAAUCACUGCACAUGAAGAUAGACACAUUCGCUUCUUUGAUAAUAAUUCUGGUAAAAUGAUUCAUUCUAUGGUUGCCCACCUCGAUGCUGUAACCAGCUUAGCAGUAGAUCCUAAUGGAUUAUACUUACUCUCGGGAAGUCAUGAUUGCUCUAUACGACUGUGGAACUUGGAUAGCAAGACGUGCGUCCAGGAGAUCACCUCACACAGAAAGAAAUUUGACGAAUCUAUUUACGAUGUUGCCUUCCACCCAUCAAAACCAUUUAUUGCCAGCGCCGGUGCAGACGCACUUGCUAAGGUGUUCGUAUGAUGAUCCAUUCAGACAAUUAGGGAUUUAUCGAAUUUUGGUUCGCUGCAUGGAGGCUUAGGCGCCACCCGAAAUGACGGGGAAUUGAGCUGGGGGAGAGUCUUGUUGUUAGAAGUCCAAUCUAUGAAAUUUCAAUGGGGCGUUUGCAGUUGUGCAAAAACUUAGUCCGUAUAGGGCGGUGUGGUUCAGAUAUUACAGUAUCUGUAAGAGUUCUGUCCUGAAAGGUUUGGAUCUCCCUUGGGAAGUUGAAGCAACGAAUUACUGUGAGGAUAACUUCUGAUAGUUGUGAAAGCUAUCAUCGUUGUGUCGGUGCUAGGUGAGGGUGGGCCCUGAACUGCAGGCGAUGUUGGGUAGGAUAUCCACGCAUCAGGGCAGUUGGGAAGGCGCGUCUGCCUCGAGAAGAAAUGGAAGGCAGUUGUUGAGGGCUAAGAAUGUGAUGGUGUUGAGUGGGGGCAGCGAGAUGAUUCGUAGUCAUUGGUGUGUAGGGCCUGAUUGGCGUGUCUAGCCUGCGAGAUCCGUAGUGGUUCUUUGUGGUGAUGUGGACUUGGACGUCCUCAUAAUAUUUUGAGGUGGCCCCCUAGCCUUCAUUGUGUAUACACACUAAUAGCUCUAGUGAUGAAAUUUAGGUUGUAUAUUCUACCGAUGUUUGUAUAGAAUCAGGUUAUUCUUAAUAUAAUGAUAACAUUGUAAGAAACAUUUCACUAAAACAGAAAUUGUCGGCCAUCUUUCUGAGGAUAUUAUGGAGUGGAAAUGCAGUGUUUGUGCUGUUCUGGUACAGUCAUUGUCAUAAUUGUUGUCUGUUAUGAUUAUCUUCUGGCUUGAUGUAGAAAUGUUGAGCAUGAAUCCUUCAGAAAAGAUUGGAGGAGUUCGAGCAAUGAGUUUGUCAGAUAUUCAAACGUCAGAAAAGCUGGUGAAGUUAUUAAAAGUAAUGAGUGGUCUGCUCUUUACAAGAGGGCUUUGACAUUGGUACCAAUUGGGGCUGCUUGAUGAAAUUAUAGUUUACACACACUUCUUUACGAAGGAGGCUGCAGUUCCAUGGGUCCUUGCAGGGUCACUGAAACUUGAAUAGCUGUUCUCAUAGUUUAUAAAAAUGAAAUUGAUCAUGAAAAAGUUCCGAAAAAUGGACCAUGCACAUUCUUGUGACACCAUGAUAUUCCGACCGCAGGGGUUAUAAGAUUUAUGGUCGGAUCUACUGACUAGGUUAAAUAUGUGUAAAUAAUUUUCAACGACUAGUUUUUUACUGCAGUGUUUUUUCUGUUAUCAACAAAUGUUGUCAAGUUCUGUACUGUUCAUCACGGAGAGCCUAGUUCAUUCUUGUAACUGCGCAGUGGACGUUUUUAAUGCUCUGGGUCAGUAGUUCAAACAGCUGUCUCAAUUAGCAGCAGUCGCAAAUAAAAACCCUCUUGAGACUUACAAAUGCUUUCUUUGUUGCUGUAAACCGUGAUAUUCUUCCGAGUGUUUCAUUUUCACACUUUUUGCGUCACGAAACUAAACUUCCAAAGCUUGAAGGAAUAAACUCUCGUGCGUUUGCCAUAAAUUUGAGCAGCCACAGCAAUGUUCAGUCUAUUGCCAAUUGAAAAUGAGCAAAUUUGAGCACCCAAAAUUUUCACGGUUUACAUUACGAUUAUAAAGGAGUCCAGAAUACCGAGGUCGAACAGAAACUGACUUAUUCUGUAUUAAACCAUUGUCUACAAUAGAGAGUGUCUUGCUUAUACAGAGGUGUCCAUUAUUGGUGAGGACGAUGUAUUUCACUGUUUGAACUGCUGGUCUGGAUGACUUCAGCUUUGGACGGUUCCUUGGAGAGUUGAUUGAUUUCAGCUUCGAUAUGAAAAUGUGGGGGAUGUAUAAAAAGUGGCAUAAUAUCAAAUCGGGUGUUCAUUGCAAUCAGUUAUCAGCAAGACCUCAUAGAGCCAGCGCAAUUAUUAUUAGUUUGUUGCACGAUGGGGAACUUCAGAAAAGGUUAAAUGAGUGACAUAAAUUCAUCAUGACUUCAUCGAUUUAUUCCAUCAGUGUUUAUGAUGUGUAUAUAUAUUAUAUAUAUAUAUAUGAAUAUAUCACUUAUAUUCGAAUAAAAGGGCCUGUUUGUAAUGGUCAUAAUAACAAUAAUAGCAAAGGCAGUUGUCAACAUUUGCCAAAUUUGGGGUAUUUUGUAUUGAUAAUGAAAUUUGUGUAAUAACUGUCAUACAAAACAAGGCUCGAUGAGUGACAUUUUAUACCAUGUGGCAUAUCAUUCUGUGCAACUUGUCUUUGAUGUUAAGUGACUUGUUCAAAACACACAUCGGAGGCAGCUCAGCAAAUUGGACCUUGGUUGACUUCAGUUGGUCAGAACACUCCCCAAACAUCUUUAAUAGCUACAUCUAUACACUUAAAAGUAUGGAUCUAUAGUCCUUAUUUUGGGUAUGAAAUGACAAAUGCUGACUUCUGCAUUAUUUUUGAGGUUACCAUUUUUACCAUUAGAAAUUUUCACCUGAUGCCACUGGAAAAAUGAAAUUUGGCUUAUCUGUUUGAUAUUCGGGCUGUGGGGUUUAGCUUUCUCUAAUUAAAUUUUUCGGUUUUGUGAUUUAGCUUGUUAGCACGAAAUAUGGAAUUCUUGCCUGGUGUACUUGAGGGGGAGUAAUGUUCACUAAAACUUGUACAGACCGGUGAGUGUAUCCCAGUCAUUUCUUAUUUGGAAGACGUACAAUCAUUUCACAUUGAGAAGUCUUCUAACUGUCAAUGUCUUCGGCAGUUUUGAGAAAACUUCUGUAAAUUGAUAAAUUUUUAGGAAACUUCUAUAAAGUAGAUGAAUUUUGUUAAAAAGCAAGUUGUCUGAUAUGCAGGGUUGACGGUAUCGUUGGAAGUCUCGAGCAAUCCCUUCCCGUGUGGUACCCUCGACUGCAGCGCUUCAUAAAAUCUGAUUUGGUGAUAUAAUCCAUCUUGGCGUAGGUUGACUUGAUGACAUUUCUGGUCCAUUGUCGGGCUGAUGGCAUGUUCCUUGGUCAUGUAAUAUAUCAUGUGAAUAUUAUGCGUGUGUAGCCUUUCCGAUUUUUACGCACUGUAUUAUACUUAUGACACAGCUAAGAGUUUCACUAAUUUAUGUCCUGUCACUCGUACAGUAUGCGGGCAAAGUUUUUGACCGAAUUCGGGCCGCUCGCAUCGAACCUUUUGUAAAUACAAUAUGAUAAAUAUGUGUAAUGUAGGAAUGCUAGGUCAAAUGUUAAUGAAAUGUUUUGUUGAAUUGCUUGUGUGUAGAAGGUAAAACUCCCCCAGUAUGAAUUGGGCAACGGGGGGCUAUCGGUAUCAACUUUAUUUAUUUUUCAUUCACCAGUUUUUGUUUACAAUUGGUUGAGACCACAGUUUGGGUUUGAAAAGACAUUGCGUCUUUGAUUUCAAAUAGUUGUCAGGAGGACACCGCUUUUUAAGGACGUCACCUUGUCUAACUAAAUUCUUCACUAUUUGUUCCUCAAGGCUUUUAAAAUCGGAAUUGACUGAGUUGGGAAUGUCCACAAAUCAGCUUCUAAUUAUCUUAAUUACUACAGAUUUAAUCUGUAUUAAUUGAGAAGAGAUUCUGUUCUAGAUUAGAAUUAGUAGUCUUUGCAAUUAUGUGUAACUGUGCCUCAAAUAAUCUGUGGUUAUAUAGCUAAGAUUAGGACCUUUGAUAAUCAUGUUGAUUACAUAAGUCAGUUGACUAUGAGUACCAGUCCCCUGAAGGUGUUACCUUUCCUCUUAUCGAAUAUAUCGUAGUUAAUUUGCUUGAUAAAGGAUCGUGUUCCAGCUGGCUUGGAAUGAUAUCAGUAGAGCAUGUUUACAUACAAGUAAUUAGGUACAGCACAAGGCUGUCAGUUUAUAAUCAAUAUAAGGCAGGUUUCGCAACCAUAACAAGAACUAUAAAACGACAAAGAACGAAGAAAGUAAGAGUAUGACCAAGUAAGAGUACGGCCCUGUAAGAGUACGGCCCUGUAAGAGUUAUUUCAAUUAUAUUUUCAUUUUUGCAGAUAUAUUUGCAGUUGUCUGAACGCAAAAACCGCUAAGAACAGAGGCACACGAAUAUAUCUAAGUUAUAGUAUAGCUGUCAAGUGACGAUUGAUUUGGCAUUUCAUUUGCUUGCAGACUAUCACAAGUCCGUACAUCACCUGUGCAUUAAUUAUACUGUUCAUCACUGUGUAAUAUUUGCGAUGCCUAGAACUCACCGUGUACAUAGAUCUCCCUGAACAUGCAUAAUUAAAACAGCUCUGUGUUUACAUACAAUGCAUACGAACAACGAUAUUCCGGUGAGUUGUAUUCAAGUUAGAAGGCUUCUGAUCAGUGACAGUUAUUAUUCUUAUCUGAUCAUGGCAAAGUCUCACUCAAAUGUCAAUGACAGAGUUAAGAAAUUAAAGUUUUAGUUAUUUGGAUUUUACAAUUAUGAACACCUGCUUCACAUCUUUGAUUGAAAAUCCUACUAGAAACAAUUUGACGGUUUUUGAAGUGAGUGUAUAUAAUAUGUACAGGUUUGUAGAAGUUGGCUGAAGAUUUCUCGUAAGUUGAGCGCUUUUGUCUGUUGGUGAAUUCACUUCUUGAACACGUUGAAGGGUAGGUACAGAGAGUAAAGGUUUAUCAAAUGGGUAAGCCUCAAGUACUUGUUUCAAGUUUGUAAAUUUAGCCAUUCACUUUCUUCAGCUAAAUACGCCUUUCGCUCAUAACCAGUAAGGAAUGGGUGUAAUAAGGUUUGCUGUCUGUUCAGUGUUUUGAAAUCUGUGGCCUCAAUGGGGUAUGUAAACACUGGGAAGCUUGAUAAAAACAGAGCGGAACAGAACUUUCUAUAACAGCUGGGCCAGAGUGAGAACCUAUGUGCAUAGAAAAUGAGUGCAGAUGAGGACUUGACCUCUCUCAGAAGUGUUUACCUACUUCAUGGUUGCCCCUUUAGACCGCUACAGAUAAUGUGUCUCAGUGAAGGACUUGGCCCCUCUCUUAGUCCGCUACAGAUGUAGUGAGUCUCAGUAAAGGACUUGGCCCCUCCCUUUAGUCCACUACAGAUGUAGUGUGUCUCAGUGAAGGACUUGGCCCCUUCCUUUAGUCCGCUACAGAUGUAGUGUGUCUCAGUGAGGGACUUGGCCCCUUCCUUUAGUCCGCUACAGAUGUCGUGUGUCUCAGUGAAGGACUUGGCCCCUUCCUUUAGUCCGCUACAGAUGUAGUGUGUCUCAGUGAGGGACUUGGCCCCUUCCUUUAGUCCGCUACAGAUGUAGUGUGUCUCAGUGAGGGACUUGGCCCCUCCCUUUAGUCCGCUACAGAUGUAGUGUGUCUCAGUGAAGGACUUGGCCCCUUCCUUUAGUCCGCUACAGAUGUAGUGUGUCUCAGUGAAGGACUUGGCCCCUCCCUUUAGUCCGCUACAGAUGUAGUGUGUCUCAGUGAGGGACUUGGCCCCUCCCUUUAGUCCGCUACAGAUGUAGUGUGUCUCAGUGAAGGACUUGGCCCCUUCCUUAAGUCCGCUACAGAUGUAGUGUGUCUCAGUGAGGGACUUGGCCCCUUCCUUUAGUCCGCUACAGAUGUAGUGUGUCUCAGUGAGGGACUUGGCCCCUCCCUUUAGUCCGCUACAGAUGUAGUGUGUCUCAGUGAAGGACUUGGCCCCUUCCUUUAGUCCGCUACAGAUGUAGUGUGUCUCAGUGAAGGACUUGGCCCCUCCCUUUAGUCCGCUACAGAUGUAGUGUGUCUCAGUGAGGGACUUGGCCCCUCCCUUUAGUCCGCUACAGAUGUAGUGUGUCUCAGUGAAGGACUUGGCCCCUUCCUUUAGUCCGCUACAGAUGUAGUGUGUCUCAGUGAAGGACUUGGCCCCUCCCUUUAGUCCGCUACAGAUGUAGUGUGUCUCAGUGAGGGACUUGGCCCCUCCCUUUAGUCCGCUACAGAUGUAGUGUGUCUCAGUGAGGGACUUGGCCCCUCCCUUUAGUCCGCUACAGAUGUAGUGUGUCUCAGUGAAGGACUUGGCCCCUCCCUUUAGUCCGCUACAGAUGUAGUGUGUCUCAGUGAGGGACUUGGCCCCUCCCUUUAGUCCGCUACAGAUGUAGUGUGUCUUAGUGAGGGACUUGGCCUCUUCCUUUAGUCCGCUACAGAUGUAGUGUGUCUUAGUGAGGGACUUAGCUUAGUGUGUGUGCGUCUCGUGGAUUGUGUUUGUCAGAUUACUGUCUUCUGUAUGCCAUUUCAUUCUAAUUUAUUAUAAGUUGCAGGUGUCAUUCUUGUUUGCCAGUCUGCUUGGCCAUAUAUAUUGUGACUAGCAAAAAUGUGUCCCACAUUUUCCUGGGUCACCCUGUAUGUACAUUCAGUUAGCCUUGGUCAUCCUUUCAAUUAUGGGGCAACUAAUACUUUGUCAAAAUGAUGUAUAACCUUGACAUUCAUGACAAGUCGACAUCAAUGUAACAGUGACUGUAUUCUUCUAACAAAACCAACAUUUUCUAUAUGUGCUAUCUUAAAUGAAAUAUCAUGAAACAAACGGUUUAUUUACCUUAAGGCGCUGUGCAAAUGAGGUAUAUUUAUUGCUGCGACUUUUGAUGAUUACUGCGGUGAAUGACCAAAAUUGUGCCUGUCUCUCAUGAUGAUAAGAUGCAUGUGACAAAAGUAUCUCAUUUACGGAGCGCUUAAAGUGGUUUUAUCCAAUGUUCUGCUUAUCAAUAAUACUCCCAUUUUGUGUUGUUUCUAAGGAAACGUACUAGUCAACUAUUCAGCCAUAGUCAUUGAGUAGUCACAGAGGUGACCCUGACUUGCUUGUGGAAAGUGUUUUCAUUCUUUUCUCUCCAAAUCUUGAUACAUUGGCCGUUAAAGUCUGUGCAGGAUUGGAGGCUUUUGAUGUAGUAAUAGAAACCUUCCGGUUUAUUCUGACAGUUAUUUUGGGACAUCCAGAAUAUCCAUCAACAAACCACUACUUCAGUGUGUGCUCUCGAUUUCUUGAAAAAUCUCUGUGCCACGUUUCGUGAAUUCCUUAACUAUAUUCUAUCCGAAUUGUUUGUAUGGAUUAGUGUUGAGAUCCUCUUCCAAUUGAGUAGACCAGCCUAAAAAAAGGAACCCAAUUUGGAAUCUUGCGCAUUCUGGAAAAACUUUUUUUUGGGGUCUUAUUCUGUGCUCUUGACCAAUUGAGCCUCUGUUCUUAGAAUUCAUUCACUUCUAUAAUUUUUGUAGAUUUUUGUAAGGCUUACACAGCAAAGGAGCACUGCAUCGGGUGUAUAUAUAAGGGCUCAUGAAUCGCUUGAACUUUGAUGUGAUUUAAUGUAAACAAUUAUGAAAAAUGAUUAUUACGCUGUGUAAAGAUGGUGUCCCCCGCGAGAGCCCCCUCCCAUUCUGUAAUAAUACCCAUUGUUUUGCAAUAUAUAUACUUGUCAAUAAACAAUAUCACAAUGUUUAAA
Molecule: messenger RNA, 9766 nt
Organism: Lineus longissimus
Lineage: Eukaryota; Metazoa; Nemertea; Pilidiophora; Heteronemertea; Lineidae
Product: striatin-3-like
Exons: 18
Coding region: 75-2420 (781 amino acids)
Molecular function (GO): protein binding
Source: RefSeq, a predicted model, not a curated record